AUGUGGGAGCCGGUGUGGGCCUCCUGGUUCCCCCGCUGCUUUUUACUCAUCAUCAGCGCUCACACAUCAGCGGUGUCGGUCGUCGGAGACCUGCGGCCGUGCGAUAAGUCGCUCAUCGUGCCUUUUUCUUGUCUGUCUUUGACUCCUUGCUCAGAUGAGGGAUGGGCAGAAUGUAAGGUGAGGCCGCCGUGCUCAGAGAAGGAUUACUUCCAGAUCCACACAGCCUGCGACAGCGAAGGGAAGACGCAGGUGCUGUAUCGUUGGGUGGAGCCAAAGAUUUGUGUGGAGAACAUCACGGGGGCCAUGGAGCUGCCUGCGACGGGGCAGAGGGAACCCUGCCCUCCCUGCAAUCCAGGCUACUACAACAGCAACGACUCCACCUGUCUGCCCUGCCCACCUGGAACCCACUCUGACGGCACCUAUGCGUGUGUGGAGUGCCCUGCAGGUACAGAGCCAGUGUUAGGUUACGAGUAUAAAUGGUGGAACGUGCUGCCCUCUAACAUGAAGACUUCCUGCUUCAACGUGGGCAACUCCAAAUGUGAUGACAUGAACGGAUGGGAGGUCGCAGGAGACCACAUUCGCAGCGGAGCAGGCAGUUCAGACAAUGACUAUCUCAUCCUCAGCUUGCAUGUGCCCGGCUUCAAGGUCCCAGCCUCACUUUCAGGGAUGACCGGCAGCGAGUUUGGCCGGAUAACCUUUGUGUUCGAGACCAUCUGCUCUGCCGACUGUGAGCUCUACUUCAUGAUGGAUGUGAACAGGAAGAGCACCACGGUGGUGGAGUCCUGGGAGGGCAGUAAGGGCAAACAGUCGUAUUUACACAGCAUGACUAGAAACGCCUCUGUCACGUAUACGUGGGCCUUCCAGAGGACGAACCACGCUCUAGAUGUUCGUCGUUACGUCAGUGACAUGGUGAAGCUCUACUCCAUCAGUGUGACAAACGUUCUGGAUGGGGUGGCGUCAGCGUGUCGGGCCUGUGCUCUGGUACCACAGAACUCGCAGCGGGCCGGCUCCUCCUGUGUUCCCUGCCCGGCCGGGUUUUACAUCGACAGAGACACAAACCGAUGCCAGGAGUGCCCACCCAACACACACCUGGCAGGACGACACACUUACGGCCAGGACGCCUGCGUUGUAUGUGGACCUGGAAGCAUCAGCAACAAGGAACAUUCGCGUUGCUAUAGCGACUGCUCCUUCACCCACACUGACAACAACCGUACGCUGACCUUUGACCUCAGCCCGCUGAGCGACGUGGCCUCGCUGACCAUCGGGCCGAGUUUCACUUCUAAAGGCACAAAAUAUCUUCACCUGUUCAACAUCAGCCUGUGUGGCCACGAGGGGAGGAGAGCUGCUAUCUGCACUGAUAAUGUCACUGACGUGUCCAGCAAAGACGACCAGAGCGACUCGGCUCAGUUCGUCAACUCGGUGGACAGCUUCAUCUGUCAGUCAACCAUCAUCCCAGCUGAUGGGCGGGGCUUCAGGAUGGCCAUUUCCUCCCAGUCCAUCGGCCUCGCAGACACUUUCAUCGGAGCUACAGUCGACACCGUUCUCAAUGGGGUGAACGCUAAACCUGACCUUUUCCCAGAAAAUUCAAAGGACAUUCCAGACAUCAACUUCUUCUACAGGUCAAUGCAGGCAACAGCUUCAUGUGAUCAGGGUCGGAGUUCAGUCAUUACAGUUCGCUGUAACCCAGAGAAAUCUGAACGAGGAGAGCUGUCUGUUCCCAGCUCCUGUCCAGCAGGAACAUGUGAUGGGUGUACGUUUCACUUCCUGUGGGAGAGCGCCAGCGCCUGUCCACGCUGCACUGAGGACGACUACCACCAGAUAGAAGGAGCGUGCAAAGGAGGCAUCCAGGAAACUCUGUACGUGUGGAAUGAGCCCAAGUUGUGCACCAAAGGUGUGUCACUGCCUCCUCGAAGCUCCGCCCCCUGCGAGGCCAUCGCUCUGUGGCUGAAGGUUGGGGUUGGAGGCGGGGCCUUCGUGGCCGUGCUGCUCAUCUCCCUCACCUGCUAUUUCUGGAAGAAAAACAAGAGGCUGGAAUACAAGUACUCGCGUCUGGUGAUGUCUGCCAACAAGGAGUGUGAGCUGCCAGCUGCAGACAGCUGUGCCCUGGCUGAAGGAGAGGAGCCUGAUGAUGAUGUGGUCUACUCCCAUAAACCCUCCCUGCUGGGCAAACUCCGAGCCAUCGCCAACAAGCAUGAAGAUGGAGAGAGCAGCGAAUCAGUGCAGCUCAACUCCUCCCAGUCUGAUCGAUGGGUCCUGGGAUAAUCUGAUGCCAGCAGACAGAGAGUGAGACCAGAGCUGAGUGACGGAGGAACAGUCUGGCAGUGAUAGUGUCACUGUCCACCUCCCUGUGUCCUUCGACCCCCCCUUCACUGUAGGGGAACCACUACAGACCCCAGUGCGGGGACAAUCUGGACAAUGGCUUUUCC
Molecule: messenger RNA, 2426 nt
Organism: Stegastes partitus (bicolor damselfish)
Lineage: Eukaryota; Metazoa; Chordata; Actinopteri; Pomacentridae
Product: UPF0577 protein KIAA1324-like
Exons: 16
Coding region: 1-2262 (753 amino acids)
Biological process (GO): positive regulation of BMP signaling pathway
Cellular component (GO): membrane
Source: RefSeq, a predicted model, not a curated record